AUUCCGACUGAUCAACCAUUCAAUGCUGGCCGUUCAGACACCAAUCCCGGCACCCUCGCCUACAAUUAUUGAGCCAAUAUCCGCAGCUCUUCCUUCCACUGUACCCUCAAACGCGCCAGAGCAUUGCCCGGGAGUAGAAUCCACCCAAGCAGGCAAGGCGGAUGCUUGCGAAGGCUGCCCGAAUCAGGCGACAUGUGCAGAGGGUCCAAAAGGGCCAGAUCCGGAUCUGCCGAUCAUCAAGCAGAGGUUAGAGCAGGUUGAUAGGAAGAUUCUGGUACUAUCUGGCAAGGGCGGAGUGGGCAAGAGUACAUUCUCAGCUGGACUGUCGUGGGCUCUGUCGGCGGACGAGGACAUUCAGACAGGGCUCAUGGAUAUUGACAUUUGUGGCCCCUCCAUCCCUCUCUUGAUGGGACUCUCCAAUUCCACCAUCCACACGUCAUCCUCCGGCUGGUCUCCGGCUUAUGCUCUUGACAAUCUCGCGGUCAUGUCUAUUGGAUUCUUACUGCCUUCUGCUAAAGAUGCAGUUGUUUGGCGUGGUCCGAAGAAGAACGGUCUAAUCAAACAAUUUCUGAAAGAUGUCGAGUGGGGACAGCUGGAUUACAUGGUUGUGGAUACGCCGCCGGGAACCAGCGAUGAGCACCUCAGCAUCGUGCAAUACAUGAAAGAAGUUGGCAUAGAUGGUGCUGUGCUGGUCACAACUCCUCAAGAAGUGGCGCUGCAAGACGUGAGGAAAGAGAUUGAUUUCUGCCGAAAAGUUGGCAUACCCAUCCUAGGCCUGGUCGAAAAUAUGUCCGAGUUUAUCUGUCCGAAAUGCAACACGGCAAAUGCGAUCUUCGCCCCAACUACAGGUGGUGCCGCUCAACUGGGCAGGGAGCUGGACCUCGAGCUUUUGGGACGCAUACCGGUAGAUCCACGGAUAGGUUCAACCUGCGAUAAGGGACAGAGCUUUCUCGAUGACUACCCUGACAGUCCUGCGGCUCAAUCCUACAUAGACAUAGUUCAACGGAUACGCGAAAAGUUGGGCGAUGCCUAAAUGCAUAGACCAC
Molecule: messenger RNA, 1046 nt
Organism: Kockovaella imperatae
Lineage: Eukaryota; Fungi; Basidiomycota; Tremellomycetes; Tremellales; Cuniculitremaceae
Product: putative cytosolic Fe-S cluster assembly factor NBP35
Exons: 3
Coding region: 23-1033 (336 amino acids)
Biological process (GO): iron-sulfur cluster assembly
Cellular component (GO): cytosol
Molecular function (GO): 4 iron, 4 sulfur cluster binding; ATP-dependent FeS chaperone activity; ATP binding
Source: RefSeq, a predicted model, not a curated record